Molecule: messenger RNA, 1698 nt
Organism: Limanda limanda (common dab)
Lineage: Eukaryota; Metazoa; Chordata; Actinopteri; Pleuronectiformes; Pleuronectidae
Gene: plxdc2b
Product: plexin domain containing 2b
Exons: 16
Coding region: 1-1698 (565 amino acids)
Source: RefSeq, a predicted model, not a curated record
AUGACGGAGGGAGCGCACCGUCUCCUCCAGGAGCGCAUGAGCCUCUCUCUCUCUGGAUACCGGGACGCACACUUGGAUAUGGCGGGUGUGAGGGCGAUCGACCUUCUCCUGGGAGUUGUUGUAGUUUUGCAGUGCGUGGGGAACGUCCGAGCCCAGAUCCCUGCAGCCGCGGACGGUGUCUUUUACUCGUAUGUGGAGGGGCUGGGGGGGGACGAGGACGCAGCGGCCGACGUGAAGCUGUACAGCCACAGGUGGAGGAGACGGGUUCCCAUGAAACCCCGGAACAUGGACACUAACCGGGCCAGUCAGGAGCAGGACCAAGGCCAGGACCAGGACCCGGACCCGGAGCAGGAGGAGCCUGAGGGGUUCCCAGGCCUGCUCUCCACAGAGGAGAGAGACAACAGCUCCCAGAUCGAGGAGGACACAGAUCACAACUACUACACAUCCAAAGCGUGGGGGCCGUCCGAGGCGAUGAGCAAAGACUUGUGGGUGGACGUCGACCACAUGGACAAGGAGAAAGUGAAGAUCCACAGCAUCCUGUCCAACACACACAGACAAGCGGCGAGAGUCAAUCUGUCCUUCGAUUUCCCUUUUUAUGGACAUUUCCUGCGUGAAAUCACCGUGGCAACUGGUGGUUUCAUCUACACGGGCGACGUGGUCCAUCGGAUGCUGACGGCCACUCAGUACAUCGCUCCCCUCAUGGCCAACUUCGACCCGAGCGUCUCCAGGAACUCUACCGUCAUCUACUUUGACAACGGAACUGCUCUGGUGGUGCAGUGGGAUCACGUUCACCUACAGGACAACUACCACCUGGGGAGCUUCACCUUCCAGGCCACGCUGCACAACACCGGCAGGAUCGUGUUUGCAUACAAAGAGAUUCCCAUUGAGGUGGCAACGAUCAGCUCUGUGAAUCACCCGGUGAAGGUGGGCCUGUCCGACGCCUUCGUGGUCGUCCACAAGAUCCAACAGAUCCCCAACGUGAGGAGGAGGACGAUCUACGAGUACCACCGCGUGGAGCUGACGAAGACCAAGAUCACUAAUUCUACCGCUGUAGAAAUGAUGCCGUUACCCACCUGCCUCCAGUUCACCAGCUGCAGCUCCUGCAUCUCCUCCCAGAUCAACUUCAACUGCAGCUGGUGUCAUCGCCUCAACAGAUGUUCCAGUGGCUUCGACCGCCAUCGGCAGGACUGGGUGGACAACAGCUGUCCAGAUGAGACCAAGGACAAGAUGUGCGACAUCAUCGACACGACGCUCCUCUACCCCUUCACCACCCCCGCUGUCGCCAAAACAACGACCAGGAGCAGCGAGACCACUACAGGCCGGGACCGACCCUCCACCACCCCACCUCCCACCAGUGUCCCCACCGAAGAUGAUACGAAGAUCGCUCUGCAUCUCCGAGACAACCAGGCUCUCAUUUCUGAGAGUGCUGUGGGCAGGAAGCCUGGCACACACCCUCUGCACACCGGCCUGAUCCUCGGUAUCCUGCUGGUGAUGCUCGUCAUGAUUGCUGGUGUCCUGAUCACCGUCUACAUCUACCAUCACCCCACCUCCGCCGCCAGCCUCUUCCUCAUCGAGAGACGCCCGAGCAGGUGGCCGGCCAUGAAGUUCCGCCGGGGGUCAGGUCACCCGGCCUACGCGGAGGUGGAGCCAGUGGGCGGCCAGGAGAAGGACGGCUUCAUCGUGUCCGAGCAGUGCUGA